AUUGAAAAGAGGCUCAAUAUAAUUCUGGAAACAAUCAUAAUAUAAAUAAAAUUUGGUGCAUGUCCGUGAUAAAAUCAGCAGCGGAAAAAAGGGCAAGAAAGAGCUUAGCACAAUUUGUCAUGGCGACAUGCGGGUCAAGGCCGUUUUUGGUCCUGCAAAUUCUCUUUCACUUAUUCCUAAGCAUGCGGGGAGCAACAGCCACAAGAUUUUUCGCCGAACGUCAGGAAAUGAGACAGAAUGGACAAGAGGGAACGACAUCUACCACACUCAACCCUGAUUCUGCGCCGGAAAUUCGACCAGCCAUAAUCAAAGGAAUAGAAGUCACAAAUCGGAAAGGUUUUGAACAUACUGCCAGAAUCCAAGUCAAGACUUCGAAGUUGCGGUGGAUCACUGAUCAGUUCGAAAUACGUCCUCACAUCUGCUACCUGCGUCGCAUUACCAAUGAUGCAAGAUUGACACUCGAUGAAAUCGCUCGCGAAGUCUUGGAGGAACCGCACGCU
This is a messenger RNA of Notodromas monacha, 500 nucleotides long. The record is from the annotation of a GenBank genome assembly. Lineage: Eukaryota; Metazoa; Arthropoda; Ostracoda; Podocopida; Cyprididae.